Messenger RNA from Hibiscus syriacus, 534 nucleotides. RefSeq lists its product as uncharacterized. Bases 1 to 534 code for a protein of 177 amino acids. The record is from RefSeq and is a predicted model, not a curated record. The transcript has 2 exons. Lineage: Eukaryota; Viridiplantae; Streptophyta; Magnoliopsida; Malvales; Malvaceae.
AUGGCAACUUCAGCUUCGUUUUUGAGGCAGCUAAGUGGAAAACAAGGCUGGAAAUCCAAAUCCUGUAGGUGGGGAAUGAACAGCAACAAUGACAAAAACGUUGUUGGUGGGAAAAAAUGUGUUGGGUUUUCUGAGACGACCUUACGAACUCGGAGAAUGGAACAAGGUGGUGUUAACAUGUAUGGCAAUGGCGAUGAUGAUGGGUUGGUUCUAAGGAAGAGGGUGAUGGUUGUGGUGGACCAAAGUUCACAUUCUAAGCAUGCAAUGAUGUGGGCACUUACUCAUGUUGUUAACAAGGGUGAUUUGAUUACUCUACUCCAUGUUAUCUCCCCAAUCCCAACGUGUUCACAGUCUUCUUCUUUUCUUGCUACCUCUCUUGAAUCACUUUGCAAGGCUUGUAAACCUCAGGUAGAAGUGGAAACAGUGGCAAUCCAAGGCCCAAAGCUGUCGACAGUGAUGAGCCAAGUGAAGAAGCUAGGGGUAUCAGUGUUGGUACUUGGUCAAAAAAGGCAAUCUCCAUUCUUAACCCGGUGA